Molecule: messenger RNA, 1083 nt
Organism: Daucus carota subsp. sativus
Lineage: Eukaryota; Viridiplantae; Streptophyta; Magnoliopsida; Apiales; Apiaceae
Product: protein C2-DOMAIN ABA-RELATED 4
Exons: 3
Coding region: 264-788 (174 amino acids)
Source: RefSeq, a predicted model, not a curated record
CCUUGCAAAUCGUUGUUUCUAAUUACUCCAAUAAAUUCCCCAAAAAUAGGAAGAGCAGAAAGAACCACAAUCUUCGAUAAUCCUUCUGAGACGAUCAUCAUUUCCUUCCCCACAAACCUUCUAUAACUGAGCUUUCAUCAUCUUUUUUCUUUUUUCCAAUUAAUUUUACCCCCUGCCUUUCUUAUUUAGAAUCGGAGGGCGGCAAUCUUUUAUUAUUCUACUUUCUACACACACACAAUCACAUAUAUAUAAUUCGGAGACAUAUGAAUAUGGCAGCAGGAUCAUCACUCAUGGCUAACCUAAUGGGUCUUUUGAGAAUUAGGAUUAAAAGGGGUGUCAAUCUUGCUGUUCGUGAUCUUAAUACCAGUGACCCUUAUAUUGUCGUUAGGAUGGGUCGACAAAAGCUGAAGACACGUGUCAUUAAGAAGGACGUUAAUCCUGAGUGGAAUGAAGAUUUAACUCUUUCUGUGCAAGACCCUGAUGUCCCGAUCAAGCUAACCGUGUACGAUCACGACACUUUUAGCCUGGAUGACAAAAUGGGAGAAGCAGAAUUCAGCAUAAAGGAAUUUAUAGAGGCACUAAAAGUUGAAGUGGGAUCUGUCCCCAAUGGUACUGUUAUUACAACUGUACAUCCAAGCAGGCUGAACUGCCUGGUUGAGGAGAGCCAUGUGAUCUAUAGGAAUGGUCGUUUCAUCCAGGAACUGUGCCUAAGAUUAAAUGAUGUUGAAUGUGGUGAAGUUGAACUUGAAUUGCAUUGGAUUGAUCUUCCUGGCUCCAAAGGUAUAUAAAUUAGUACAGCUGAUCUUGUUGCUUGAUGUUCCCGGGAGGCUUUGUCAAGGACUUCUGCUCGUAUCAGAUCUAAUUCGGCAAUCAUCCUCAGCAGUAUAUGACAUGCUCACCAUUUCCCGUGCAUAUGAGGUUAUUGGUUUACCAUAUGAACAUUUGGAUGCUGCUCUAAUUAUAUGCACUGGGAAUUUUGUAAGUUAUGAGGUCUUAUGUCUGCUAAAUCUGUCUUGACAGCACAUUUUGACUCGGAUUAUAUAUAUCUUGUUGUGUGUUUUAACUGAUCCGUGCUUUUCCCCA